CGGGCGUGUCUCCCGGGUGACGGGGCCGAGAUGGCGGCGCGCGAGGCGGUGGAGGAGCGGCGCGGGCCCGGCUCUGGAUGAGGGGCGGCCGGAGGCUGCGGGAGCGGCCGCCUCGGCCCCUGGAGCCCCGCGACCCCCGGCGAGGCCUCCCCCCAGGGGCAGGACAGUAUUGGAGCAGCCUACCUACCAUCCACCUUCCUGACUCUUCCUAACUUAAAGCCUGGAAUAUAAAAAGUGAUUUAAAUGCCAUAGCAUAUUUGAAAUCAAGCUGUCCUUCCAUGGAAUACUCAUGGCCUGAGGAAAAUGUCACAGGGCUGCCUUCUCUUCUCACCAGAAGGAAGGGUUUCUUACCAUGGCCAUAACACAGUUUCGACUCUUUAAAGUCUGUACUUGCCUGGCAGCAGUGCUUUCUUUCAUUAAAAAGUUAAUAUGCAGGUCUGGAAGAGGGCGAAAGUUAAGUGGAGACCAAAUAACUUUGCCAACCACAGUGGAUUAUUCAUCUGUUCCUAAGCAGCCUGAAGUAGAAGACUGGUCUUCAUGGGAUGAAGAUGCACCUACAAGUGUGAAGAUUGAAGGUGGCAAUGGUAAUGUGGCUGCUCAGCAAAAUUCUUUGGAACAAAUGGAACCUGAUUAUUUCAAAGAUAUGGCACCAACUAUAAGAAAAACUCAAAAAAUAGUUAUUAAAAAACGAGAGCCUUUAAAUUUUGGGAUUCCAGAGGGAAACACAGGAUUCUCUAGCAGAUUAGCAGCCACACAAGAUAUUCCUUUUAUUCACCAAUCUCCUGAACUGGGAGACUUGGAUACUUGGCAAGAAAAUACAAAUGCCUGGGAAGAAGAGGAAGAUGCUGCUUGGCAGGCAGAAGAAGUUCUUAGACAACAGAAGAUAGCAGAAAGGGAAAAAAGAGCAGCAGAACAGCAGCGAAAGAAAAUGGAGAAAGAGGCACAAAGGCUAAUGAAAAAGGAACAAAACAAAAUUGGUGUAAAACUGUCCUAACAGAAGCCAUGCAGCAAUGGCAGUGCCAGUGAAAAGAGAAUUUCAGCUCCACAACAUAUGUAUUGGUAUUGAUUUAACUAUUUAUAGGACUUCAACACACUGCUUGGUUUCAAUGCAUUCUUCAGGUCAUCUUGGAAGCCAGGAUUUUCCCAAAAUAUCUUGAACUACUAGUACGUAGUUCGUAAGGAAGAGAAGCCCCACAGAAAAUCAUGCCUUGAUGGAAUGUUUCCUGCAAUAGUUCUUUUCCAGCACCCUUCUUUGCAGCAAAAGUGAUUGACAAGGAUGUUGAUUGAAAAACACUCUUAAUGAACAGCUCAAGCCUAGAGAAAAUAAUGUAAAUAUUGAGUGGUGGGAAAUCUACCUGUAUUGUCUGUGCUUACCUGAAACAUGUAAUUAAACAGUUUUAAAGAA
Molecule: messenger RNA, 1405 nt
Organism: Vidua chalybeata
Lineage: Eukaryota; Metazoa; Chordata; Aves; Passeriformes; Viduidae
Gene: EBAG9
Product: estrogen receptor binding site associated antigen 9
Exons: 8
Coding region: 353-994 (213 amino acids)
Cellular component (GO): secretory granule
Source: RefSeq, a predicted model, not a curated record